AUGUCUCCCACUACUGGUCACGGAUUAAGACUAGUAUUGGUAAUGCCAGAGCAGUACAGCACAGUACCGGUAGAGCAGUACAGCACAGUACCGGUAGAGCAGUACAGCACAGUACCGGUAGAGCAGUACAGCACAGUACCGGUAGAGCAGUACAGCACAGUACCGGUAGAGCAGUACAGCACAGUACCGGUAGAGCAGUACAGCACAGUACCGGUAGAGCAGUACAGCACAGUACCGGUAGAGCAGUACAGCACAGUACCGGUAGAGCAGUACAGCACAGUACCGGUAGAGCAGUACAGCACAGUACCGGUAGAGCAGUACAGCACAAUACCAGUAGAGCAGUACAGCACAAUACCGGUAGAGCAGUACAGUACAACACAGUACUGGUAG
Messenger RNA from Procambarus clarkii (red swamp crayfish), 390 nucleotides. Lineage: Eukaryota; Metazoa; Arthropoda; Malacostraca; Decapoda; Cambaridae. The record is from RefSeq and is a predicted model, not a curated record.